Molecule: messenger RNA, 1675 nt
Organism: Meleagris gallopavo (turkey)
Lineage: Eukaryota; Metazoa; Chordata; Aves; Galliformes; Phasianidae
Source: RefSeq, a predicted model, not a curated record
GGCCGAGGGAGAUGACGCCUGGUGAAGGCUGCUGAGAGCCUGCCCAGCCCCGCCGCAGGCCGAGCGGGUGGCCGCGCACUCGGGCUCCGGCAGCAUGGACGUGUCCGUGGAUCUGUACCUGGCCGUCCCGCUGCUCUUCACCGUCCUGGCCAUCGUCCUCGCCUCCGUCUUUGUGAAGCUGGGGAAGGAGAAGGAGGAGGAGAAGGAGGACAAGGAGAAGGAGAAGGAAGAGAAGGAGGUGGCGGUGGGUGAGCAGAAAUCCGCGGCCGAGCAGAAAUCCGCGGCCGAGCGGAGCCCCGAGAGCAUCCCCCGCCCGCCGCCAGCCGCCGAACAGCGGGAGCAGCAGCAGCAGCAGGAGGAAGAGGAGGAGGAAGAGAGCAAGGAGGAAGAUCCAGACUCAGACAGUGAGAAGCUGAUGGUGAAAGAGACGGAGGAUGAUGAUGCUGCAGAUGAGACGUUCUCUUUUAAGUACAGUCCUGGAAAGCUGAGGGGAAACCAGUACAAGUCAAUGAUGACCAAAGAAGAACUCGAGGAAGAACAAAGGGUUCAGAGAGAGCAGCUGGCUGCCAUCUUCAGGCUCAUGAAGGAAAAGAGUGACACAUUUGGAGAGAUGUCUGAAGGAGACAUGAAGGAGCAGCUUAAAUUGUACGAUAUAUAACCGUAUAGCCAGUGAAGACAAUGCCCAAAAGUCAUCUUGGCCGUUAUUAUACAGGACUACGGAGAUUGUAAUGCUAUAAAUGUGUUUCAGUAGUUAUUUUGCAUUUCCAGGUUGUUUUGCAAAUGCACACAGGCCUGUGCUAUGUAUUUCUUAAGACUUGCAGUUUUUCACCCUUUUAAUCAUUUUUUUCUUGAAGAACUGUAAUGGUAUUUUUGACUCGUAUAGAGAUUUUAUCUCUGGCUGAGCCAUAUGUCUCAGUCACAUAAACUAGUUAAACCUGUAACUUCUUCCUGGUCAUGCUCUGUAGGAAUGAACUUUCAAACCUAGUAAUGUAUUGGUUUGAAAGGUGAAGGAAGCCAAAGAUGAUAGAAGAGGGGAUUUAAAAUGGAUGGAAAGAAUAGUAUAGAGUAAUUCAGGUUGGUAGGGACAUGGGUCGGAAGGGACGUAAGGAGAUCUGUAGUUCAGCCUCCUGCUCAAAGCAGCAUCAGCUGUGAGAUUAGGCCAGGUUACUCAGGGCUUUAUCCUGUUGGGUCUUGAAAACCUCCACAGAUGGAGACUGCACAACCUCUCUUGGCAGAGAGGCUUCCAAUCCUACAGUUAGAAAACAAAUAGCCAAAGCCAAAGCAUUAGCGCUGAGAUUAGAUGUGAGCUGCCAUUCUCAUCUCCUUGAAAGGAAUACUUCAUCCUCCUUCACACUGGCUUUUUGAAACAAAUCCAAGAUGGUUCCGGCUGACCCUGCUGAGCUCAGCUUCAUGCCUGUGAAAACAGCAGCUGACUGCAUCCUGGGAGCAGAGACAUCUCUUCGCCUCUUGACACUGGUGAAAGCAGUGCAGAAAAGUGGCUGGCAUUUUUACAAGGACAAUUGUGUUCAACUCAGAUUGUGUUCUUGUAAUGCAAAAAUGAUGUGAGAAUCUAUGUACUUAGGAAAUCUCUGUGAAACUAUCAAGUGUUUUCAACACUUUUGAUCAAACCUUGGCGGCUUAGACAGAGUAAAUCAGUCAGCAUUCCUAAUUUAAA